Messenger RNA from Neurospora tetraspora, 2058 nucleotides. Its product is annotated as P-loop containing nucleoside triphosphate hydrolase protein. The record is from RefSeq and is a predicted model, not a curated record. Gene Ontology annotation, molecular function: ATP binding; hydrolase activity; DNA binding. Lineage: Eukaryota; Fungi; Ascomycota; Sordariomycetes; Sordariales; Sordariaceae. The transcript has 2 exons. Bases 1 to 2058 code for a protein of 685 amino acids.
AUGAGUGUCGCCAUGAGGAGGCUCAUAAGGGCCACUAGAACCCUGAGUCUUACGACACCACAUAACUCGUUAUCCAGAGGAACAUCGAUCAUCCACUUAACACCAUCAAAUUGCCACCCAAGGACACGCUUCUUCACUAGCUCAGCCCGUCUCACGAAUGCCCUGUCGCAACAAAUCCAACUUCGUGACUAUCAAGAAGAAUGCAUCCAGUCGGUCCUGGCAGCCAUCAACCAGGGUCAUAAGCGUUUGGGAGUCUCUCUAGCUACCGGUGCUGGCAAAACCGUCAUCUUCACCCAUCUCAUCGACCGCAUCGAGCCUCGCUCCGAGAAAGCCACCCAAACCCUCAUCAUCGCCCACCGACGAGAACUAGUCGAGCAAGCCGCCCGCCACUGCGCCAACACGUACCCGCACAAGACCGUCGAAGUCGAGAUGGGCAACGUCAAAGCCUCUGGCAUCGCCGACAUCACCAUCGCCAGCCUGCAGUCCAUCAUCUCCGGGGACCGCCUGCUCAAGUUCGACCCUUCGCGCUUCAAGCUCGUCCUCGUCGACGAAGCCCACCACAUCGUCGCCCCCGGCUACCUGCGCACCCUCGAGCACUUUGGUCUCCGGCAGAAACAGGAAGACUCGCCCCAUCUGGUCGGCGUCUCGGCCACUUUCUCCCGCGCUGACGGACUCAGACUGGGAGCGGCUAUCGAUGAAAUUGUCUACCACAAGGACUACGUCGACAUGAUUGGCGACAAGUGGUUAUCCGACGUCAUGUUCACCACGGUCGACUCGUCGGUAGACCUCCGCGACGUCAAAAAGGGCGCUGGCGGAGACUUUGACAUAGCCCAGCUUUCCAGGGCCGUCAACUCCGAAGAAGCCAACGACAUCGCCGUGCGCACUUGGUACGCCAAAGCGGGCAACCGCAAGUCCACACUGGUGUUUUGUGUCGACCUCGCACACGUCGCUGACAUGACGGCCAUCUUCCGCCGGUACGGCUACGACGCGCGGUUCGUGACGGGCGACACGCCCGCCAAGGAGCGAGCGGAAAUCUUGGAUGCGUUCAAGCGCUUUGAGUUCCCCGUGCUUGUGAACUGCGGCGUGUUUACCGAGGGGACGGAUAUCCCAAAUAUCGAUUGUAUCUUGAUGGCGAGGCCGACAAGGUCAAGGAAUCUGCUGAUUCAGAUGAUUGGUCGCGGCAUGAGGUUGUACCCCGGAAAGGAGAAUUGCCAUAUUAUCGAUAUGGUGUCGAGCUUGGCGACGGGAAUCGUGACGACGCCGACGCUGUUUGGGCUGGAUCCGGAUCUGCUGGUAGAGGGAGCGUCGGUGGAGGAUAUGAAGGAGAAGGGAGAGCGCAGAGCGGAGGAGGAGGCGAGGAAGGAGAUUGUUUAUCACUCGGCUGGGAGCACGAAUCCGGCACCGCAGGGUGAAUGGGCCGUUACUUUUACCGAGUACGAGUCGGUCUUUGACUUGAUCGCCGACUCGUCGGGCGAGAGACAUAUCCGCUCGAUUAGCCAGUACUCCUGGGUGAUGAUCGGGCAGGAUAAGUAUGUUAUCAGUGGCCCUGACAGUUCCCACGUCAAGCUGGAUAGGGUUGCGCCCGAGGAGGAAGAGCAAGGGGCACCACGGUGGGUUGCCUACGAAGUGCGCACGCUGCCUGUGUCUGUGACAUCCAAAUCGCCCUAUGCAACGCCACGCGAGAUCUUAAAGGCCGAAACAUUUGCCGACGCCGUUCACGGUGCCGACAGCUUUCUUGCGUCACCAGCUGGUCAAGGCAAGUUCCCUCGUAACUUUAUCCACAGAGGCAUGAAGUGGCGCGACGACCCGGCGACCGAGGGGCAGAUCAAGUUUAUCAACAGGACGAUUCGGCGCGGCCAGGAGCCGGUCGAGCCCAAGGAUGUCACGAGAGGCGCGGCGUCGGAUAUGAUCACCAAGUUCAGGCAUGGUGCGCGUGGCAGAUUCGCGGACUUGUCGGCGGUGAAUAAGCGGAAGAAGAAACAGAUCUUGUUGCUUGAGAAGGACAAGAGACUGCGUGAAUCGGUGUCGGUUGGGUCUGUUGCGGCUAUGGCACUCUAG